AAAUCUGUAUUUGGUACAGGGUACCAGUAGGAAGCAGAGUUUUGGCCAAGAUGAAGGUGUUCGUAGUGCUUGCGUUGUGUCUAGCGGCUGUUGCUGCAGGUCCUGAAGAGGACAUUUGGUUGCAGUUCAAUAGACGUAUGCCCGGUGCAUACUACGGCUUGAAGGAGCCCAUUUCGCGGCCACCAGUGAAUGGACGAAUCGUUGGAGGUGUCGAUGCAGAUAUUGAAAACUUCCCGUACCAGCUUUCUUUGCGUCGUAGUGGAUCGCAUAGCUGCGGAGCUUCGGUCAUUUCCGACCGAUGGGCUCUGUCGGCUGCUCACUGCACUUACCCCUUGCCAAAUGUUGCCAUUAUGAGCCUGCGUGGUGGAACUGCCAACCGUCUGGAGGGAGGCGUCAUUUUCAAUGUUGAGUCUAUCUCAAACCAUCCCCAAUACGACGACUGGAACUUGGAAAAUGAUGUUUGCGUACUCCGUACUGUGGAACCCAUGGAAGGUUUGCACAUUACUCCCAUUCAGUUGGUGCCAGCGGAAACAUACUACCCUCAUGGAACUCGUGCAGUCCUGUCCGGAUGGGGUCUUACCAGCGUUCCUGGAUCUCUGCCAGUCACUCUGCAGAUGGUCGAUAUCCCAGUGAUUGAGCAAGAAACUUGCCGUACCGGAUGGCCUGCAGGAUGGGUUACCGAUGACAUGCUGUGCGCCAGUGAACCAGGUCGCGAUGCUUGCAAUGGAGACAGUGGUGGCCCGCUGGUAACUGGAGGACGCCAGAUCGGUAUUGUAUCCUGGGGAGCAACUAACUGCCUCGGUAAUGAACCUGGCAUCUAUGCUCGCGUGGCUUAUCCACUUCUGCGCAACUGGAUCACCGAUGUUACAGGAGUGUAAAUACCUUCAUGUGGCCUAGACAUAAUUUAAUAAAGAAUUUGGUUUUGUAAAUUUCA
Molecule: messenger RNA, 934 nt
Organism: Aedes aegypti (yellow fever mosquito)
Lineage: Eukaryota; Metazoa; Arthropoda; Insecta; Diptera; Culicidae
Product: trypsin alpha-4
Exons: 4
Coding region: 51-878 (275 amino acids)
Biological process (GO): proteolysis
Molecular function (GO): serine-type endopeptidase activity
Source: RefSeq, a predicted model, not a curated record